Messenger RNA from Adineta steineri, 2070 nucleotides. NCBI's taxonomy places the organism in Eukaryota, Metazoa, Rotifera, Eurotatoria, Adinetida, Adinetidae. The record is from the annotation of a GenBank genome assembly.
AUGGAAAGUUUGCAAAUAAAAAGACUAAACACCAAUUGUUUAUCAAAACAAUCGAUAACACAUUUUGAAGAUUUAUCGAAUGAAAUUUUCUAUGAGAUCUUUGGAUAUCUUGAUUACUUUCAUGUUUAUCAAUCAUUUUUCAAUCUCAAUAUACGAUUUCGAAAUUUUCUUACUUGUUCAAAUGUUCUUAUCAAAAUAAAUAUUUCAUCUAUAUCGAAAUCAAAUCUUGAACAUUAUUAUACCAAUACUAUUAUUCCGUAUCCACAUCGAAUUAUUUCACUUUGUAUAACAAACAAAUUUUGUUAUGAUCUUCAUAUUUCACCACAUCAUAUCUUAUCAAGAUUUAUUCGAUUAGAAACGCUUAUUCUCGAAAAUAUUGAUACGAAAUAUCUUUCAAAUAUUUUCAGAGAUAUUUCUACUUUAUCGAAUCUUUCUACACUGGUUAUUAUUUGUCUCGGUUAUGUCAGAGACGCAAAUCAAUAUCUACUUCAAAUAUUUCGUUUGCCUGCAUUGAAAUAUUGCAAAGUUUCGUUACAAGAAAGGUAUCAAUCUAAUCCAUUACCUUUUGCUACAAGUGAAUACAGUCCAAUUGAAUAUCUUGUUAUUAAACAUAAAGUUUAUCUUCAAAAUAUCGAUAGAUUAUUAUCAUAUAUUCCGCAAAUUCGUCGUUUAUCACUUGAUAAUCUUUUAGCAAAUAAUGAAUAUGAAUUAAACCACCCAAUUAUGUUGGAUCAUCUGACACAUUUAUUUCUCAAAUUAGAUCGACUUAGUUCUAAUAAUUUCAAAUUAUUAAUCAAGACUUUUUUUUCUACAAUUGAAGUUUUACAUCUUUCCGUAUAUGGCAAAGAAGAAUAUAUAAAUGCUAAUCAAUGGCAAGAAUUAAUAUCAUCUUCGAUGCCAUUUUUACGUGUUUUUAAUAUUUAUGUAAGAAGUUCAAUUUCAUUAUUAUCAAUGUCGCAAUUGAAUGAAUUCAAAUCUUCAUUUUGGCAUGAUCGACAAUGGUUUUUUACUCAUCAGGGUUACCUGGGCCGUUCCUUCUAUAUACCUACUUUUUACUCAGUAAAUCCUUACAGACAAAAAGAAUAUAUAAUUAGAUGGGACAAUAAGCAGUUUACUGAUUUAACUUAUACAAAAACUGAUCAUACUUCAGUUAAUCAUGUUUAUAUUACAGGUGAACGAUCGAUUUAUCACUCUCGGCUUAAUCGAAUUCCUUCUGAUGAAGGCUGGCUUCAGAACCAGACAUUUCACGUCAAAGGCCAAUCAGUCACUUUAUAUGAUCGAAUAGGUAAUGGAAAAUUUGGCUCUGUUUGGUCAGCUGGAACACGUGAUGGUCAGCAAGUUGCAGUGAAAAUCUAUGAUUUUGGUCGUUCAAAAGAUCAUAUAAAUUCAACGCAACGGUUGGAUUCAUUUAAAACUGAAAUACGAAUGGGUUACAAAAUGCGUCACGAAGUGAAUAAUGCUGUAACUGUAUUCGGAUUUGAUCUUGAUCGACAAAGACAUUUAGGUUUACUAAUCAUGGAAUUGGGAGAAGAAUCAUUAACCGAGAGAGUUAAAAAUCUUCAUACUAUGCAUUCAGGAUCAGAAGCAGAGGGUUACGAUUAUAUCACAGCAACAGCUCGAAAGAAUAUAUGGAUUCAGUUAGUCAAUAUUGCUGUUGCACUUAAACGAAAUAAUAUAGUUCACCGAGAUAUGAAACCAGCUAAUUUAGUAUAUUUUGGUUCAACAUUAAAAAUAGUCGAUUUUGGUAUAGCGUUGGACGAAUAUUCUGGGCAAGAUGGACAUCGUAGAUUAGGUGGUACCCAUCCUUUUACUGCACCCGAAUGUUUCUCAGGUGCAGUACCUGUUACACCAAGAGCGGAAGUAUGGUCUGUAGGUGCUAUUCUAUAUUAUUUGACUUACGGACAAGCACCUAUCUAUGAAACUGCACAACCAAUACCUGGUACUACAAAAACUCGUUCUAGUCUUGUUAAAGAUAUACUUCAUAAUUGUUUUCAACGGAAUCCAUGGAGACGACCAGAUCAUUAUUGGCUUUUGAAUCAUCCAUUAACUAAAAGUCCUGCACUAAUCUAA